Moneuplotes crassus is the source of this 1053-nucleotide messenger RNA. The record is from the annotation of a GenBank genome assembly. Lineage: Eukaryota; Ciliophora; Spirotrichea; Euplotida; Euplotidae.
AAAAAAUGAGUUUUGAGUUGAAUUCGUUCUGAAAGGAUCAUAAGAAUGAUAAAAAGCUAUUAGAUAUCGCUCAACAUAACCGGAGUUUUACUAAGAAUUCUAACAGGUUAAUUACAAAGUCUUCUAGCCGUCAAAGACCUUCGAGAAUUGAUAAGAUUCAGAAGAAAUAUUCUUGACAAAACAGAGAUCAUGACAAGAGUAGUUCAAAAUCUCCACUUCAUCAUAAAGAAAAUUUGAGUUUUAAUAUCCAAACAUCGAAGAUCCAUAAUUUUACUCCUUCAAAUCAGAACUCGUCUAGCUUUAAUUUUAAAGACAACCAAAAAUUUCUAGAGAAAGAGCUGAAGGUUCUGAAAGCCAAUAAGAAGUGCCAAAGCAAAGAUGGAGAAAAGAGCAUGACGCUUUAUCUCCUGGAGAAAGUCACUUCUUUGGAGUGCAGACUUGAGCAGGAACAGAAAUUAAACAAGGAACUUACCAUUGCUAGGGAGAGUAAUAACCAAGAGCUCAUUUUGGCGGAAACUAAGAUCUUCAAAUUGACUAAGAAGAAUAAGCAGAUGAAAGAGAAGAUUGAUGAACUUGAAACUGAGCUUAAAAUGACUACUGCAGCUUUGUUGACUGAUAUCGAAGCUCAUAAAGCUGAACUUACUCAGGUUAAGACAAAGUUAGAAAAAAUAGAGAAAUUGUAUAAAGAAGAGCAGAAUAGCUCAGUUUGUAGUCUCAAAUCAAAGCCAAAUUCUUUGACAUCAGUGAAAUCCCAAAUAAAAGCUCUUCAGUUACUCAGACAAUCACCCUCAUCACUAAAACCCCCAUCUCAAUUUACAUCCCACAGCCCUGAGGAAAUUUACCACUCAAAUGCUCCAAAGAGCAGGCCAAAUCUGCUAAAGCAGCCAAAGCAGGUGGAUAACUCAAAGAAGAGAAAUAGACUAGAGGAUAUGAUCAGUAAGGAACAGGAUAAGAACAAGUCUAUUUUGGAGGAAAUUAGAAAACUUAAGAAGUAUAACCAAAGUUUUGAACUAAACCACUAACCCAGAAGUCAAUAACCGUUCUAAAUUUUCA